Lontra canadensis (Northern American river otter) is the source of this 2119-nucleotide messenger RNA. It is a transcript of the gene PADI3, whose product is annotated as peptidyl arginine deiminase 3. Gene Ontology annotation, cellular component: cytoplasm. The record is from RefSeq and is a predicted model, not a curated record. Gene Ontology annotation, molecular function: protein-arginine deiminase activity; calcium ion binding. Lineage: Eukaryota; Metazoa; Chordata; Mammalia; Carnivora; Mustelidae. The transcript is spliced from 16 exons. Bases 18 to 2012 code for a protein of 664 amino acids.
CCAGUCCCAAGGCCAGCAUGUCACUGCAGAGAAUCGUGCGUGUGUCCCUGGAGCAUCCCACCAGCGCCGUGUGUGUGGCUGGCGUGGAGACCCUCGUGGACAUUUAUGGGUCGGUACCUGAGGGCACAGAGAUGUUCGAGGUCUAUGGGACCCCCGGCGUGGACAUCUACAUCUCUCCUAGUGUGGAGAGGGGCCGGGAGCGCGCGGACACAAGGCGGUGGCACUUUGAUACAGGGUUGGAGAUCAUCGUGGUCAUGAACUCACCCAGCAACGACCUCAAUGACAGUCAUGUUCAGAUUUCCUACCACUCCAGCCAUGAGCCCCUGCCCCUGGCCUAUGCGGUGCUCUACCUCACCUGUGUUGACAUCGCUCUGGAUUGUGAUCUGAACUGUGAGGGCAGGCAGAAUAGGAGCUUUGUGGACAAGCGGGAUUGGGUCUGGGGGCCCGGUGGGUAUGGAGCCAUCCUGCUGGUGAACUGCGACAGGGACAAUCUGAACUGUCAUGACCAGGACAACCGAGACCAGCAGGUGCGCUGCCUGCAAGACCUGGAAGACAUGUCCGUCAUGGUCCUGAGGACCCAAGGCCCUGCUGCCCUCUUCGAUGACCACAGACUCAUCCUCCACACUUCCAGCUAUGAUGCCAAGUGGGCACGGGUCUUCCACGCCUGCGGUCCUGAAGACUCGUGCGAGGCCUACAGGCAUGUGCUAGGCCAGGACAAGGUGUCCUAUGAGGUGCCCCGCUUCCACGGGGAUGAGGAGCGCUUCUUUGUGGAGGGCCUCUCAUUCCCCGAUGCCAGGUUCACGGGGCUCAUCUCCUUCCACGUCACCCUGCUGGAUGACUCCAAUGAGGAUUUCUCCGAGUCCCCGAUCUUCACCGACACCGCGGUAUUCCGCGUGGCGCCCUGGAUUAUGACGCCCAGCACCCUGCCGCCGCUGGAGGUGUACGUGUGCCGUGUGAGGAACAACACGUGUUUCGUGGACGCGGUGGCGGAGCUGGCCAGGAAGGCCGGCUGCAAGCUGACCAUCUGCCCGCAGCACGAGAACCGCAAUGACCGCUGGAUCCAGGACGAGAUGGAGCUGGGCUAUGUUCAGGCACCACACAAGACCUUCCCGGUGGUCUUUGACUCCCCCAGGAACGGGGAGCUGCAGGACUUCCCUUACAAAAGAAUCCUGGGUCCAGAUUUCGGCUAUGUGACUCGGGAACCACUAGACAGCUCUGUGAGUGGCCUGGACUCCUUCGGGAACCUGGAGGUCAGCCCCCCAGUGGUGGCCAAUGGGAAAGAGUACCCCUUGGGGAGGAUCCUCAUCGGGGGAAACCUGCCUGGGUCCAGCGGCCGUCGGGUCACCCAGGUGGUGCGGGACUUCCUCUAUGCGCAGCGGGUACAGCCCCCCGUGGAGCUCUUUGUGGACUGGUUGGCCGUGGGCCACGUGGAUGAGUUUCUGAGCUUCGUCCCUGCCCCCGAUGAGAAGGGCUUCCGGAUGCUCCUGGCCAGCCCUAGCGCCUGCUUCAAGCUCUUCCAGGAAAAGCAGAAGUGGGGCCAUGGCGGGGCCCUCCUGUUCCAAGGGGUUGUUGGGGAUGAGCCAGUCAAGACCGUCUCCAUCAACCAGGUUCUCUCCAAUGCAAACCUUAUCAGCUUCAAUAAGUUCGUGCAGAGCUGCAUCGACUGGAACCGGGAGGUACUGAAGCGGGAGCUGGGCCUGACAGAGCGGGACAUCAUCGACAUCCCCCAGCUCUUCAAGACCGAGAGGAGAAAGGCGGUGGCCUUCUUCCCUGACUUGGUGAACAUGCUGGUGCUGGGCAAGCACCUGGGCAUCCCCAAGCCCUUCGGACCCAUCAUCAACGGCCACUGCUGCCUGGAGGAGAAGGUACGCACCCUGCUCGAGCCGCUGGGCCUGCAUUGCACCUUCAUCGACGACUUCACCCCGUACCACAUGCUGCACGGGGAGGUCCACUGUGGCACCAACGUGCGCCGGCAGCCCUUCUCCUUCAAGUGGUGGAAUAUGGUGCCCUGAGCCGAUCCCCCGCACCCCUAUCCUCUGCCCCUGGGGCAGGACAUCAGCCGGCCCUGAACAAAAAGCAUCAAGAGACCCCAGUGUUCCAGAUAGCACCCUGAGGGUGA